Molecule: messenger RNA, 1332 nt
Organism: Trichomonas vaginalis G3
Lineage: Eukaryota; Parabasalia; Trichomonadida; Trichomonadidae
Product: transmembrane protein 181 family
Exons: 1
Coding region: 1-1332 (443 amino acids)
Molecular function (GO): toxic substance binding
Source: RefSeq, a predicted model, not a curated record
AUGAAGAUUCCGAAACUUGAUGAAAUGCUUUAUGAUGUUCAGAUUGGUGAUGUAUCAGGUCAAGAUUCGCUAAUGAGCGUUGAAACGGGCUCUGUUAAGGAUGAUAUCCUUUCAAUCCUUCUUUUCCUUUUAAUUAUUAUUUCAACAGGAAUGGCUGGAUAUUUCGGUCCACCUAUUCGCAAAUCAGGAUUGUUAGACUUCAAAUAUCAUCAAUCUAUUUACCUUACUCCGAAAAAUCGUUACUUGCGCCUUAGUAUUUUAUUUAAUCUUGAAAAGCCCGCACAAAAUAACAGCUUACCAGUAAAGUUCGAUUACACAAUUAAAACAAUUAAAAAAGGUCAAGCCCUUGCUGAAAUUAAGAAGCAGUUUCAAAAUAAUUGUUUAAUUUUACCAGGACAGACUCAAACGCUUCCAAUGGAAUUCUUUUAUGAUCGAUUUGUGAGAUACGACGAGGCUGAUAUUCAAAUUGGCUUCGAUAAAAAUGGAGAAUUCGUUGGAGGAAAUAUUCUUUGGGAAUCUCUUGACGAAUACCAUGCAUUCUUUAACAUUUGGGUUAGAUCCAUCUUUAUUGUCUCAUCCAUCAUUGUUUGCACUCUUUUCAUUACGAGAUUGUAUAAUUCCAAGAAUGGAUACAAUAAAGAGCAAAUUAUUACAGCUCUCAUGUCCCAAGUUGCUAUUUAUGGCACAAAUCCAUUGUACCCAUUACUCGUUUUCUUCCCUUACUCCUUAUUUUCUUAUGUUGAAGAUAUUGCCUUUUCUGUUUCGACGACAUGCGUUUUACUUUCUUCCACUCUCAUCAUUGUCUUGAAUUCUAUUGCGAAAAAGAACAAAAAGCUUAAUACAGUCUUUAUUGUCGUUGGUAUUUACGCAUUUCUCUUUAUCUUCGCAAUUCUUCACGAGUUUACAAAGGAAAAUGUAUUUUCACCAUCAUUGGCCUACAUAUUCAACCUUAUUUACGGAAUUUUAUUUGUUUUAUACUCAUUAAUAACUAUUUCUCUUUCAAUUCUUACUUUAAUCAGAACUGAUUCAUCUGAAAGACACAAAUUUACUGUUUACACUAUCGUUUUCGCAUUUACUUUCAUUUUCUUAGGAAUUUCAACUUUAUUUGAAGCCAAAACUAACAAUUCUUCCGGAGCUUCCCUCAUGAUCGCUACAAUACACUGUUUUGCAAUUCUCCUUGUCUAUUUCCACUGGCCAUACGAAACUUCCAUUGAUCAACAGUAUAAUGAAGGAUUUGACGACCAAAACGUUGAUGAUUUCGAGCCUUCCAUCGAUGAAGAGCAAAUUAACAAUCUCCAGAUAAAGAUAGAAAGCGAUCCUGAAGAGGCAUAA